AAAUAAAAAUAUUAUUUCUUUUAUAACAAAAUGUUUCAUAUGCAUUAUUUUUAAGAAUUUCAAUAAAUAUGACACGUUUUGAUAAAGACGCGUAUAUUGAAUGUUUACCAAUAACUAUAUAUAAUGAAAUAAUUAAUGCAUUAAAUAAAGAUGCAACUUGGAUAAUAUUAGCAAAUCAUGUAGCUAAAGAACUUCAAUAUCCAUGCACUUGGGUACAAUCUUUACAAGAAAUUAAACAUUCGAAUGAUUCUCCUGGACAAAAAUUAUUUUCUGAAUUAAAUAUUAGAAUGUGUACUAUAGAAAUAUUAUGUGCUUUAUUAAAUGAUUGUAAACUUUAUAAUAUUCUAUCCAUUAUAUCUGAUCCAGAACCUUUGAAUAUUAUUAUGGAUCCAACAGAAGAAUUUCCAAUUAAUAUUUUGAAAGUUUCAUUUGGACAUCAUCUUCAUCUGUGCUGCAAAGCUGUUGGAAUGCCACCACCAAAUUACAUAUGGUAUCAUAAUGACGAACAAUUGCAACAUUAUACCUCUGAUGAACUUGAUCUUAUUAUAACUAAUGCUUCUCAAGCUGGAGAAUAUAAAUGUAAAGUAUUUCAAAUUAAAAAUGAUGGCACUCUUAUAUCAACUUUAACUUCAAAAGCUAUAAUUGUUCAAAUUUUUCCUAUGCCUGUUAUAAUAGAAAUACAACCCCAACAAUUUUUGGAAGUUAAGGAAAAUGAAAGUUUUACAAUUUUUUGCAAAGCUAGUAGCAAUCCUGAACCGUGUUAUCAAUGGUUCCACGAUAAUACUAAACUAGAUGGAGAAACAUCAAACAUUCUGCAUAUAAAACAAUUUACUUCAAAAAAUGAAGGAAAAUAUUAUUGUUAUAUUCAUAAUAAUAUUAGCGAAGCUUAUACUGAAAAAACUCGUAUAAUGAUAGAUUUUCAAAGAUUAAAAGCAGUUGCAAAAAUUGCUUUAAUUAUAGCAAAUGAAAAAUAUAAAUAUCAUGAAUGUCUAUCAACACCUGAAAAUGAUGCUGCAUGCAUUGGUAAUCUUCUGAAAGAAAUUGGAUUUGAAGUAAUUUGUUUUCUCAAUUUGACAUUCGCUCAAAUGAAAAAUGCAAUAGAAAUAUUUAGCAAAGCCUUAGUAGAAGGUGUAUAUGGUCUAUUCUAUUUUGCUGGUCAUGGUUUUAAAAUGCAAGAGAGUUAUAUGCUUGCAACAGAUGCUCCAGAAAGAUAUUUAAGGAAAGAUGCAAUAUGUGAAAGUGAACUAUUGUCCGCAUUUCUUAAAAAUAAUCCUGAAUUAUUAAUUAUUAUUUUAGACACAUGUCAAUCUUUACCUUCAAGAGAAUUUAAUCCUGAAAUAUAUCAGGAGGUGCCAAUAGUAAAAGAAUAUAAAAGUAAAAAGAAUCUUAGAAAUUUAAUUCAAGCAUAUUCUACAUCUAGUUAUCGUCCUAGUUAUGAAAAAAUUGACAGUAAAUAUAGUUUAUACAUGACACACCUUAGCAAAUAUAUUAAUAAAGAUAUAACAGUUACAAAAUUAUUUGAAGAAGUUGGAAAAUCUAUUGAUAGUUGUUUCAAAGGCAAAGAAAGAAAUCAGAUUCCAAUGUUUGCUGCAUCUAUUACAAAGCCAUUUCGUCUGAUUGAUGCUAUUUAUAAAAAAAAUCGUCCAGACAUCAUUGAUCAUUUAUAUAAACUUACAUCAUAUUCAACUCAAACGAUAAACGUGAUAUUUAAACAGGCAAAUAUAUCCAGUACAAUUACAAUAUCAUUGUUUAUGGAAUUAUACUUAAAUGUAAUAGAAAUUAAGGCACAUGACUUAUCAAAUAUAGAAGUCAAAUUUUAUAAUUCUGUUCCCAUGGAACCAAAUAAUUUGUUUCAAGAUUUCUAUGAAAAAAAAUGUUUGAUUCACAAUCCUCAAUUAAAUGAGAAACCUCUUAUAAUAACUAUAUGGAAAAAUAAUAUUCCUAUUGGUGCAAUAGAAUUGCAUAUAAAAAAUUAUAUACCUCCCAUAUUGAAAAACAUAAAUAUUUGAAGAAAAAUAUAUUUAUUUUGGCAAAUCUAGA
This is a messenger RNA of Apis florea (little honeybee), 2040 nucleotides long. RefSeq names its product mucosa-associated lymphoid tissue lymphoma translocation protein 1. Gene Ontology annotation, molecular function: cysteine-type endopeptidase activity. The record is from RefSeq and is a predicted model, not a curated record. Gene Ontology annotation, biological process: proteolysis. Lineage: Eukaryota; Metazoa; Arthropoda; Insecta; Hymenoptera; Apidae.